Molecule: messenger RNA, 789 nt
Organism: Paramecium pentaurelia
Lineage: Eukaryota; Ciliophora; Oligohymenophorea; Peniculida; Parameciidae
Source: the annotation of a GenBank genome assembly
GUAAUGAAAAUUCAAUUCCUUAUAGCAUGCAUUGUUUUUGCAUCAACUCAAUCUUCAUUCCUUGAAGAAUCCUUAAUAAAUAGGUCAUUUGCUCCCAUGACAAAUAUAUUCUUAGAAAAAUCAACCGAUCCAACUUAAUAAUAAUAAUUAGAAACAGCCACCCCUCCUGAAACACUUUAUACCGCCACCCUUGAUACCUACAUUAAUGCUGAAACAUAAUAAUAAAUCCUUAUUGCCCAGCAAUACGAGUCAGAUUUACCAGCCAAUGGAGAUUGUAUUAUUCUUUAUGGAUAAUGUGAUUACAAGGGACCUUCUUUCAAAUAUUGUGAUUAACCAGGAGAAUACAUCAAAUUCGAAAUCCCUGUUCAUUCUGUUUACAUUCCUAUUGGGUAUUCUAAAUAUAUAUUUAAGAAUGUCACUUAAAAUUAAAGAUGCCCUUUAUGGAAAUAAACUUAAUUUAAUUUAUAGUCAUGAAUGUAUAUCAGAAGGUAUUCACAUUCCAGAACCAAAAAUUUAUGAAGAUCAUCCAAAUGAAUGGUUUGGUGAAAUUAAAGAAUCAGAAAAAGCUGUUCUUGAUAGCGGGGAACUUACAACUCCAUAAAUUAAGUAUUAUGAUAAUGAUGGAAAUGUUAUUUGUAAAUUAAUAACAUUAUCAAUUUAGCUAAAGAAGAUUAUUAGAAAUUAAUCGAAGCCGAUUUACAAAAGUCCCAUAAUUUUUAUCUUGGAAUAGUUGAAUAACCAGAUUAUUCCUCACCAAUAUAAUCAGAAUAAGCAGAAUCUAAUGAAUGA